UCCCAUCAGGUUGCAUUGUAUACAGUGGAGAGUGCAAUGUCACCCCAGUUAAUGAGACAAAAGUUUGUGCGGGUGUCAACAGCACUGCUCUACAGGGUCGCCUUGACAACGGGCAGAUCAGCGGAGUCCUCUGUGAUUUCGGCGUCGAUGUUUACGCUUGUGGCUCGCUGUCUAUGUUGACAUCGGAAAACUUGGUGAGCCUGUUGAAGUGUAAGUUGUCUGGCAACACCAGCCACUCAGCACAGAUCUGGAAACUGUUCUUCUCUAAGGUCUCGGUGGUCCUGAACUCAGCCCUGGAUCUCUUCUCCAACACCACACUAGACCCCAGCUCUCCAGCAGUGUCCCAGGCCCUGGAUGCUAUAAGAGAGGUCAGGCUGGACAGCUUCAGCCUGGCUAGUCUCAGAGAUGAGAAAAUCAUCAACCUCUGGUUCAACACCAGACUGCGUCCCUUCCUACCUGCCGUCUCCACUGACUUCCUGUCCUGCCUCGGCACCAAGAACUUCAGCUGCUCCACCUACCAGACCACAGUUCAGAUCCUGAGCAGCCACCACUCAGCCAUGGACCAGUCCAGACAGAUAUCAGUCUAUACUACCUUCAUAGAGGUCUUUCUUUCCAGGAACAACACAGCAGACCCCAGCUGUAGCUCUGACACCCUGAACAGUGGAGACUGGCUGCUGAAGAACUUUAGAGGAUUCUCUGCCUUCGCCUCCUUCAAGGACAUGCAGAGACUACUGGCCACCUUCUCUGUGACGGAGGCCCUGCCCCAGCUCACAGUGAGACAGUUGGCAGAGGUGUCCUCUAGUCCAGACCAGCUCAGCUCUGCUGCAGACGUCACCAUGCUGAUGAACUACGUACCCAACAUCCUCUUCACUGACUUCUUCACUGACUUCUCUCUGGCCAUCACCGGUCAAGAGUCUAAGUUCCCGGUGGCGGUGCGUUCAGCCAUGCUCCAGCAGGUGUUUGAACGCGGGAACCUAUCAGACCGCUCUGUUAGCGACCAGGAAGUACUCACCUGGCUUCAGAGCAGGCUCCGCCCACUGCUGAUCAACCUGUCCCCGCUCCACGUCGCCCCCCUCUUCAGUGUGGUCGCACAGAGGAACUGCAACAUUGGACAGCAGCUGGUGGAGGUGCUGAACGCCACCCUCCCUACACUUCAGGACAACACACGGAGAAACGUCUACGAUCAAAUCACCCUCUCCCUCCAAGGCUCUUCCCCACUCCGUUGCUAUGGCACAAACUACAACCACAGUUUCUAUGGUUACCUGGAGAGUUCCUUCCUGGGUUUCGGCUUCCCCAACCUGACCACCUUCCUCUCCCUCAUACCCCAUAGCCAGAUGGAACAGCUGGUGAACUCUCUGUCUGUCUCUGACCUGGGUCGUUUCCUGCGCCGCCCCAACGUUGUCGACGACGACACAAAACUCUGCCAGCUCUACAGCAACUACGCCAAGACCCCACUGUUCCUGGGGACUGAGAGUAUCCCUGAGUCAGUGAGGCGUCCCACACUGCCGUGUGUCUGGCCCCAGGCUCUCAGCAGCAGUCAGAGGUCAGAGGUCAACGCCUGGUUUGACCUGAGGCUGAAGAACUACCUGCCCUUCCUCACCAGGAGCCUGGUGACCUCCGCCGCUGUCCAGACCGCCCCUUGUCUGGCCUUCCACAAACUCGUCUCAAUUCUGGGGAGUUAUAACUACAGCGCUGCAGACUUUGUGGAGAGAGAUGUGUACAGGGAGACCAUCAGGACGUAUCUCACCUCAGCGUCGGCUCCUAAGUGUUACAACACCAGUGAUCCAGAGCUCAACUCAACUGCCUGGUUUGCUGAGAACAUUGGACUCUUCAUCACUUAUCUCACCUUGGAAGACCUCAACACCUUCGGAUCAGCGCAGGUGUUGCAGGUGUUCACAGUGAACCUGGUGAACAUAGGUCUACUGAACUCCACUAGCCUGCCCCAGAACCUCACUGACUACUACACAUCACUGGUCUACCUACAGGACAGCAACUUCAACCCUCUGUUCCUUCCUCUGUUGUUUAGAUGUGUGGCCCCAGGGCCAGCCUUCAGACAGCUGGACGCUGAGCAGAGCAUGAUCCUUCUACACAACCUGACUACACUGUGUAGAGACCUGGACUAA
Messenger RNA from Oncorhynchus keta (chum salmon), 2123 nucleotides. RefSeq lists its product as uncharacterized. Lineage: Eukaryota; Metazoa; Chordata; Actinopteri; Salmoniformes; Salmonidae. The coding region runs from base 174 to 2123 and encodes 649 amino acids. The transcript has 19 exons. The record is from RefSeq and is a predicted model, not a curated record.